This is a messenger RNA of Carcharodon carcharias (great white shark), 2746 nucleotides long. It is a transcript of the gene slc29a3, whose product is annotated as solute carrier family 29 member 3. The coding region runs from base 179 to 1582 and encodes 467 amino acids. Gene Ontology annotation, cellular component: Golgi apparatus; plasma membrane. NCBI's taxonomy places the organism in Eukaryota, Metazoa, Chordata, Chondrichthyes, Lamniformes, Lamnidae. Gene Ontology annotation, biological process: nucleoside transmembrane transport. Gene Ontology annotation, molecular function: nucleoside transmembrane transporter activity. The transcript has 6 exons. The record is from RefSeq and is a predicted model, not a curated record.
GCGUGGCGUGGCGUUUGGCGGGCGGCGCGGCCGGCGGCGGGACUCCCGCACCGACUCCGGAGGCAGCGAUGGGCCGAUAGCCCCAGUGCGGAGCUCGGCGACAGCAGCCGGGCCUUAGGAAACUCAAAAAGAGGUUGUCAAGGAGAGCUCCACAGGCAUUGGCUCCACUUCAGAGACAAUGGAAAGUCAAGACUCUUUGUACAGGGCCCAUAGCUCACAGACAGAAGAGGAGGAUCCUCUGAUCCUCACACCAUUAGUCAGAAAUCGCUUCCACGAGGCUCCUCCCGAUAGGUUCAACGGUGUGUAUAUAAUUUUCUUCUUCCUUGGGAUUGGCUCCUUGUUGCCAUGGAACUUCUUCUGCACGGCAAAACACUACUGGUUGUACAAGUUGAGCAAUGGGACAGAUCAUUCUCCCCAGCACAAUGACCUUGGCAAUUAUUUUGAGAGUUACCUAUCGCUUGCAUCAACUCUACCCUCUGUGCUGUGCCUGGUGAUUAAUUAUCUCCUAGUGAACAAGAUCUCUGCUAAAGUCCGUGUGCUCUCUUCCCUAUCUAUCAUGCUCAUUAUAUUUUGCGUGACCACCAUUCUGGUGAAAGUGGACACAUCUUCAUGGAUAUACGAAUUCUUUGGUCUGACCAUGGCCUGUGUGGUCAUCGUUAGUGGAGCGUCCAAUGUGUUUUUGGGCAGUAUUUUUGGAGAAGUUGGAAGGUUUCCCAUGAGGAAUUCACAAGCUUUAAUUUCAGGACAAGCCAUGGGAGGGACGUUUAGUGCGCUGGCUUCAGUGGUGGACCUUGCUACUGCUGAGUCCAUUUCCGACAGUGCACUGGCCUAUUUUCUUACUGCUGACAUUUUCCUCAUUAUCUGUAUUGUCCUCUACAUGACUUUGCCCUGGAUCCCAUAUUCCAGCUACUACCUGAAGAGUCUGCGUGAGAGAAUGCAACAUAGUGGAGGUAACCAUAUUGACUCGCUCAGCAAUGACACUACCUCCUUAAAUGGCUCAGUUGGGAGUGUUUCCCUGGCUAGCAACACGGGCACUGUUCCUCCAUUGAAGCCCAUCCUGAGAAAGACCGCAGUCGUGGGCUUCAGUGUGUUCUACACCUUCUUCAUUUCCAUCAUUAUCUUCCCUUCCAUCUCAUCCAGCAUCAAAUCUGUUUCAAAGGACUCAGAUAGCGUGUGGACCAAUAAGUACUUUGUACCUCUGACCUGCUUCCUCCUGUAUAACUUUGCUGACUGGACUGGCCGACAGAUAACUGCUUGGAUCCAAAUCCCUGGGCCGAAGAGUAAAGCUCUUCCCAUCUUGGUGCUUUUGCGGACCUUGUUCUUACCCUUGUUCAUAUUCUGUAAUUACCAACCGCGAGAACAUUUACACACAGUUUUCUUCAAUUGGGAUGUUUACCCUGCUGUCUUCAUCUCUGCUCUGGGCCUUACCAAUGGAUACUUGGGGACUUUGCCUAUGAUUUAUGGCCCAAGAAUUGUGCCAAAGGAAUUAUGUGAGCCAACUGGUGUUGUGAUGUCAUUCUUCCUCACUCUCGGUCUUGCUCUCGGUUCUGCUUGCUCUGUUCUUGUCGUUCAUCUGAUAUAGCAAAGAGUAUUUGGAUCAAUUGUGAAAUGUUAAAUUAAUUGAGAAGCGCAGUGGACCAGGAUUGGACUUUCAGCCACCUUGUGGGGAAUGUAGUUGGACUACUGGCCAACUGUACCAUAAAAGGUUAUCAUCACUAGGCAGGGAAACGAACUCAGUAUUCCGAGUUGUGUGAUGACUCAUUGAUCAAAUGGUGCCCUCUUGAGCAAUCCCAGCCCAAAUCUGAUGGACGUUUCCCACUCUGCCUUUCUGUUCUAUGUGUAACUAUCGGGUCCCUGCUCAUUAAGAAACGAUUUACAGUUUUGUCAAACGAAGGGAAAUAUUUCCUGGGUGUUCCUUAGCUCUAAUCCCAGGACAUCAGUCCACAUUGUGCAGCAUUCUUAACCCUUCGUGGAGUGGGAGAAGAAUAGUCAAGUCUCCCUAUAAUAACAGUGAAGGGAAGUGGUAGCCAACCCAUCCACCUUUGGAUUUGAUUCCCUAUCUAAGGACUUCAGGCAGAGUGUUUUAAACCCUGAGCCAUCCCCGGCAUACAUCAGUUUUCAUUAACCAUGCAACCACCUGUAUCCCUAGGGCUGAUUCAAAGAAACAAAAUUGUAGGCUUAGGUUUUUAGGCAUCUAUUUUAUACUUUUUUAAUCUUUUGGAGCACACAGGAUGUGCUGUCAAAAGCAAUUUUCAAAGUCAAAUAGCUUCCGUCUUUCAAAGGGGAUCAGUUUGUAAUUGGACAACGUUUGGUGCUUUUGAAGUUUAAGAAAGUGAGUUUUCUUUCAUUAGAACUUAAGUUGGUACGAAUUCAAUUUCUGGGAUUAAUAUUGAGCUGACAGUCUAUAAAAUCUGGUCAGACACAAUUAUGAAUUUUAUUGGUUUACCAUUAACCAAAUGUAUACACAACAAGCAUUCUGGGGAAAAAAGCAAAAAAUGUUGAAAGACUCAGCAUCUGUGGAGAGAGAAACAGAGUUAACAUUUCGAGUUCAUAUGACUCUUCUUCGUCUCUGAUGCUCCACAGAUACUGCCAGACCUGCUGAGUCUUUUCAGCAUUUUCGGUUUUAUUUCAGACUUCCAGCUUCCACGGUAUUUUGCUUUUAUUUAAGCAUUCUGGAAAUUUCACCUGGGAGACCAGUGUGAAAAAACUGCCAAAAAUAAAUACAGGUCUAUUUUUAACAUUUUAA